Uranotaenia lowii is the source of this 854-nucleotide messenger RNA. Its product is annotated as odorant receptor 49b-like. Gene Ontology annotation, molecular function: olfactory receptor activity; odorant binding. Gene Ontology annotation, cellular component: plasma membrane. Lineage: Eukaryota; Metazoa; Arthropoda; Insecta; Diptera; Culicidae. Bases 29 to 781 code for a protein of 250 amino acids. The transcript has 6 exons. The record is from RefSeq and is a predicted model, not a curated record. Gene Ontology annotation, biological process: detection of chemical stimulus involved in sensory perception of smell; sensory perception of smell.
UCUAGCGGGUCAUCUCACAACUUUAUCCAUGUACGCUCUGAUUCCGAUCAUCGUCGUUGUAAUGGCGUAUUUUACUAACCGCGAGAUUAAUCUGCCAUCGCUACUGAAUGCAGAAUUUCUAUUUUUUGAUUUUCGAUCGAGCACAUGGAUUUGGGCGAUUGUCAUUAUCGUUACCAUCGUUUUAAGUGUGAUAAUGACGAGCGCCGUAGCUGGGCUCGAUUUUUUCAUGUGGAGCAUCUUGUUCUACAUUUGUGUUCUAUUUCGGAUCGUUAGAAUUAAAAUCGAAAAUUUGAACAUGCUGGACGAAACCGAAUGCUUGACGGAGAAUAUGACGAAAAUUAUCCAGCUACAUGAUCUUACAUUCAGAAACUCCGCCAAAGUUGAAGACGCAAUGAGAAACUUUAUUUUUCUACUACACGGAAUUUGUGUCGGAGCCUUUUGUAUGUCCAUGGUUGUUGUAUCAAUUGAACAAAACAACAACAAUCUCUUGCUGAACAUGUUGAUUCUUCUGCUUCUGAUGGUGUUUCAAAUAUUUUGCUACUCCAUGUUGGGUUCCGAAAUAGAGAGUCAGAGCAAUUCGGUUGCUGAUGCAUUGUACACAACCGACUGGUACAGCAACCGGAAACAACAAUUCGCCAUAUUGUUCAUGCUGAUGAGAUCUCAAAAAACAAGCAGCCUGCAUGCUGCAAAAUUUUUCGUCGUUACUAGAGAAUCAUUCAUGGCGGCGCUAAGGAUGGCGUUUUCAUAUUACACCAUUUUGAGACAAGUUUAUGAUCAGUAAACUAGUUUCGACAUUUUGGAUAGUUGUUGUGGAACAGAUACCUAUUGUACCGGAAAAUGUUUGAAUAUUUGUG